This is a messenger RNA of Cryptomeria japonica (Japanese cedar), 1737 nucleotides long. Its product is annotated as probable phytol kinase 2, chloroplastic. Gene Ontology annotation, molecular function: kinase activity. The record is from RefSeq and is a predicted model, not a curated record. Lineage: Eukaryota; Viridiplantae; Streptophyta; Pinopsida; Cupressales; Cupressaceae. The transcript is spliced from 6 exons. The coding region runs from base 470 to 1510 and encodes 346 amino acids.
ACAGAACUGAGGUCGUCAAAUUUAGAAAUGAGAAAGGUAUUUUCCUUAAGGAGGAGGAGAAUUUUUCAAUUUUAUGUUGAAGUUGUGAAAUGAGGAUGAGAGUAUGAUUUUUGACAAAAUUUGAAAUUUAGAAACCAAAAUGAACAACUUUUUAAUUUUUCAGAACUGAGGUCGACAAAUUUAGAAACUAAAGAGGGUAUUUUCCUUUCAAGAAAGGGAGAUUUUUUAUUUAUUUUAAGUUGGACAAGAAAAUCUGAGUAGAUGGUCUCUGGAGAACACAAGACAAGCCCAACAGAUGUACUUUAUCAACCUCGCUACCUAAUUACAUUGGAAAUUCCAGAUGUUGAAAGGAUUACCAAAAAAGGCUUAUAUAAAUAGUAAAGUCUAAUGAGUUCUUGACCAAAGCUCAGUUAUGUGAGAGCUACCACGUAACUGGAUUCUCGAAUUUUAUAUUAGUAGUAUACUUAUCAUGUCUCCUCAACUGGGAAUUGCAGUUCUCACUUCCAACUCUUCAGCUUACAGUACGUACAAUAUAAUCUACCCCUAUGCGAGCACACGGCAGAAGAUCUCUCCUGCCAAAAAUUGCAAUGCAUAUAGCUCUUUAGUCAGGAGAUUUAGUGGGAAUUCCACAAAUUUUAGUGGGUCACAACUAAAGAGUAGACAUAGACUAUUCAGUCUUGUUAUGGGGGCCUCUCAAGUGGGUUGCUCUCAAAGCGGAGGAGGGGAAAUAUGCUCUGCAAAACCUGAGGAUUUCAUUAAUUUUGCUGGAUUGUCCAUUUCCAUGUUCUCCACACAGGACCAGAAUGUUCAUGAUAUAAUAGUUUCAGUUCUUACAGCUUUUGUAGCUCUGGGUUGCCUCAGGUUCUGGGAUGAAAUGGCCAAACGAAAUGUUUUUGAACAGAAACUAAACCGCAAGUUUGUCCAUAUAAGCAUAGGACUUGUGUUCAUGCUCUUUUGGCCUCUUUUCAGUACUGGUCCUCAGGCACCGUACUUGGCAGCAUUAGCUCCUGGAGUUAAUAUAUUUCGGAUGAUUGGAUUGGGAUCUGGCAUAAUGAAAAAUGAAGCUAUGGUUAAAUCCAUGAGCAGAAAUGGAGAUGCCAGGGAGCUUUUAAAAGGACCACUGUACUAUGCAUGCACACUAACAUUCAUUACUAUCCUAUUCUGGCGGACAUCUCCGAUUGCACCUGCAGCAAUAGCCAACUUAUGUGCCGGAGAUGGCUUUGCAGAUAUAGCUGGAAGAAGACUAGGCACCACAAAACUUCCUUACAAUAAGAACAAAUCAUUUGCUGGUAGCCUUGCAAUGCUUAUUAUGGGAUUUACUGUUUCUGUAGGGUAUAUGUUUUACUUCUCGUCUUUUGGAUAUUAUGAAGUUAACCUAAAGAUGGUCUUUUCAGCUCUCUUUGUCUCCACCGCAGCAACAUUCAUAGAGUCUUUACCCAUCAGUACUGACAUCGACGAUAAUCUUACUGUUUCAUUAUGUUCGGCCUUAGUUGGUUUCCUGAUUUUUUAAUCAUGUUGAUUCAAAACAGUAAAAAAAUAGAAGUGGUGGCCGGUGAAAGGUUGAAGCAUGCACCAUGUUGCAAUAGAUUUAUGUAUGCCCAGGACAAAAGCUCAAAACACUUUAGUUGACCUAGUGUCACAUGCCAUAUACAGUUGUGGAUUUGAGAAUCCAAAACUUAAAAACGCUUGGCUGGCCCCUUACAACAUAAGCCUGUAGCUUGAAUGGCUAUUUGUGUA